GAACUGAUAAAAGAGGAGCAGGAAGCAAUGGGAGCCUGCAACACGUUGGCCAGGAUUUCCUUGUAGGGCUGAGAAGUCUAACCAAGUCAUUUGCAUGUCCCUCUUUUGCUCUUGUUUACCGAGCGGGACAGGAGCUGCAUGAGGACUCGGGCUCAGCUCACUGUGCAUCUUACCCAGGCUCCUCGCUCAGCGGCACUGGGCGGCUAACGCUGAUGUAAAAACCAGGAAUUAUCCGGGUCCGUCCGAUUCCACAGUUUCAUGCCAUGGCGUCUGAAGGAGCUCCGGCCAAGAGGAGCAAGCUAGUGGCCUCCAGGGUCCACUGGAGCCCCAUGGACCUACCCGAGGACCAGGUCUCUCACGGAAACUGGAGCCGGGACAGUGUCAGGAAAUGGCUCACCACCACUGUGACUGAGGAAGAUGCAAAGCGUGAGCCACUGCGGGAAGCUGCAGAGCCUCUGAGGAGGAACGCCAGCGCUGACGAUGACCUGGCCUUGGGUGUUGAAGCGUCUUUAUAUGGUAGCCAGGGAGUGAGGACGGUCCAGGAGUUUCUGAGGUGGCGCAGGUCAGAUCCUGCUCUCUGCAGGUGGAACAGCGUCAGCACAGCAGUUUCAGCUCACUCUGGACCACUCAGUGUAAUGGACGUACUCAACCUGUGGAAUGAUGACCCAGAGGAGGUUCUCUUGGACCUGGGCUUUGGCUGUGAUGAACCUGACCUCUCUGGACGCAUCCCGGCUCGAUUCAUCAAUCAUCAGUCUCAGGCCAAAGGAAUAAACCUCCAGGUGUUUCUGGAGGCCCAGAAGAGCCGGCUAGACCUGGAGAACCCAGAUGUCAGCAAUCGUUUUAGACAGCUUGAGGUUCUCCAGCAGGUAACUACAGCAUUCUCGUCCUUGAUGGGGUCUUCGUCGCCCUCGCCUCUCACAGCACCACUGGGGAGAGCCCUGACUCCCGAGGCCCGGGAGAGGAGGCAGCGCAUAGGCAUGCUGUUCAGACGAGCGUCAAGGAAUUCACUCAGCCAAAUCCACAACCCUAAAACCCAGGACCUAACUACACCUGCUGCCACCUCUUCUCCCUGUGCUACGCUUGAGUCACUGCAACCUCCAAUCAGUCUUGGAGAGAAGAAAGUCCUCUUAAAAAGAGUCAAACCUGGACUUUCGGAGACUGUGUGUUUGAGUCCGCUGGCAGAGGAGCUAGGUGCCGUUCCAGACCCUCAGCCCCAGCCUAUUGUGGCCCCUUUGAUAGUCCAGGAGGGAGCAGUCAGACCCUGGCCAAUGACGGAAGCUCACCCCCAGACAGCCAACACUUUUUCACUGAAGCGGAAGGCCAGGGAAUCAUUUGAAAUGGAAGAGAUCCAAAGUUUUGAUGAAACUAGUGUCACAGGGAGCUACACAGGAGGAGCAGAAAAUUUAGCGCGGUGUGUAAUACGGACCAACAGCUGCCAGUCAGACAGCAGUGGGUUUUUAGAGGAGCCCUUCAUCCCCUCGCUCUCUCAGCAGGCGGCCCCGGGACCCGAUCUCAUCAAGGCUCUGUCGGGCCUAUCAGGAGGAAGCACUGACAGCCAGAGCAGUGAGAGGCCGGGCUCCCCCUCUCCUUCGCCUCUUACCCCUCCUCCAUCAUCUCUGACUUCUUCUGGUGGGGACAGAUCUCUUAUUUCCCCACCCAGUCCUUCAGCAGAGCGGUCGUUAGAGUUCAGCCCUUCCUUGUCUUCUGACUCAUUGUGUCCUCCUAAAUCGGACCUGCCGCCAUCUCCAGGGACGGAGACAGCACCAGAUCAGGAUCAGGCUCCACCUGCUUCACCGCCUCCAUUGGCGUGCGAGUACCUUUCUCCUCGCUCUCCCUCGCCCGGGUUACAGAACGAAACUCACUCCCAAUCCCCAACUCUCCCUUCGCCUGCCGUCGUCACUUCUCUCUCCCCUCCAUCUUCCCCCAUGCAACCUGGGUCAUUGAUUGGAGGGUCCGAGGAAAUUAAAACUGAGGACAACGAUGCUCCAUGCCCCCACCUUUCUACUCUAUUUAACGACUCUGAAGGCCCAGCAUGCGCUAACGGUUCAAGGGUCCCUCAUCCUGCCUCAUCUCCUUCUCCCAUUCCAAAUUUGGAUUGUCAGUUUUCCGAGUCGAUUGCUACGCCUUCUAAACAGCCUGACUCCUCUGGGAGUCCAGAGAACACACAGUCCCAAUGGACGGAUGGGACUUCGCAUGGAAACUCCCUCUCUUCAUCUUGUGGCGUAUCAUCUCGUCCCUCUUCCCCUCCCGGUUUCCUUUGUCCAUCCUAUUUAGCUCCUCCCCCACUUGUUGAGUCCGUCUCACAGAGUCCAGAAAACAGACAAAAAGAUUCCCUUUUCCCAGACUCAGAUGGAAAAGAACUCUCUGAUUCAACAAUUACACAGAAAAAAGGGAAAGAAACUCCCUCUACUGGCUCCUUGCAGUUGGACAACAACAAUCCCUCAGCUCUAUCCUCUCUCAUUGUGGACCCCUCUGAGUUUGAGAAGAGUUGUCCCACGCUGCCCUCCCCUAAACCUUCCAUAUCAGUUUGUCAGUCUGUCAUGUCAUCGCUAUCACAUGAUUCAGAUGCUCCGAUAGAUCCAGCUGUUUCAGACCUGACGGAGCAAUCCAUCUCCCAACAGGACAGACCAUGUUCUCAUGAUUCCACAGAUGAUGAUAACACAGACCCUGUUCCAGCCUGUCCUGUCCAAGCUGUUAUUAAUGUUAAGAUGAAUCGCCUUUCCUUGGACCUUGAGGAUACCCAUCAGAGGAAUGGAAAGGGAGAGGUAGAAGGUGGGGGACAUACUGACACUGUGCAGACUCAAGAGGCUGUUUACGUCACAGAUACAGACAGUUCUGCAGGCCUGUCAGAAGGAUCUAGAUUAGUCUCUGAGGAAGUAUGUAACCAAACCGAAAUAGACCCACAGGUUCGGCCCUGUAGUUUGCAUGAUGAGCUUUCAACUGGAACCCAACCGGAAGACAAAAGGGAAAUGAAUGACUCAGAAAGUGAAUCACUUACACGUUCUUUAGUUGUGCCUGAAGAUGUUCCAGAAGAAUGUAGUAGAACUGAAGCGGAACCAAAGGAUCUAAUUAGGAUUGAGAGCUUAGAUGAGGUAUUUCAAACCUCAGUGGAUGACUCCGAAAGUGAAAAUGGAGAUAUGGAUGCCUUUUUUCAACAGCUUGAUGCUGAAGGGCGAGUCUAUUGGGCAGAACCCAUACAGGUUUCCAAUCCAUCCAGCUUUGAAACCUCAGACGGAUCCCCUGGGAAUUCUCUGUUGCCUAGCAGCCCAGCUGUUCAAGACUCAUUGCCAUCCACAGGCAGAGCUAGGGCUUCAUCGUUGUCAUCCUCAACAACAAUGGACACUGACCAAACGUCAAGAAAUGCACCUGCCUCCUCAGAUACCCCCUCGUCCUUUACCCUAGCUCCAUUCCGGUCCCCCACUGCGACCCCACACAGCAAGCUAUCAAGCCGCUCUGUUUCUGUCCAGAUGUCUUCAUCUCCAUCUUCUCAUAUUGUCCACAGGAAGGAUGUCCCCUUCAUAACCGGCUCAAAGCGCACCCUUCUCCCUAGUGUUUUCCCUGUUGACACCUCCACCCCUUUCCGUGCUGUCCAGUCAUGGACAGAUCUGCAGAUUCAACGAAACACUCUCAGCAACAAGUUAUCAUAUGGGGCUCUUCAUACUGCCCCAAAGGAGGUAACCGUAUCCACGGGUGCCUCAGAACUUCCCCCUGCACUGAACUUCUCUUCAUCUCCAUAUUCCCCUCUGCUGCCACCUGACUGUGUCCCUUGGAUGGAAAGAAACGACAGCACCAUGUCAGUCUCUGUGGAUAAAGGACUGUGGCCUGAUGAGGAGGAAGAGGAAGACAGGAAUGGAAAUGAAGACGAGGAGACGUUAUGGGAGGGGAAUCAGACUUCCACCGCGGCAUGCUGCUGCUCCUGUGACCAUCAGUGUACUCAGGAGAUGUACAGGAGGCAACACAGUCUGGAAAACACUCCUUACUCUCUGGAUGAGUUGGAGGAGAUGAUGCUGUGUGUGCAGCAGUUUCGCUCGGUGCUCAGCAACAUGGAGGAGCAGCUCUCUGAAGACCAGGCUGCAGUGUACAGCGUUCUCUCUGACCACGACAGGGAGAAGGUCCAGGACAUAGAGGAGCUUCGGCGAGCAGUGAAACGGGAAGCUGGAGAGCUGGAGAUGCAGUUGAAUGAACUGGCACAUCACUAUGACGACAGCUUGAAAAUGAAGAUGCACAGACUGUUGGAUGAGCAGUCUCUGCUCUGCUCUCAACUCAAAGUCCUUCAGCCUGAAACGGCGCCCACAUCAUCUGGCCCCGCCCCCCACAGGACAGUAGCCACUCAGUGCUGCCUGCUGCCCGGCGUUCCGCCAGGUGACGUGCAGAGUGGUCACGUCUCUGCCUGGAGCACCUGGAAUGCUGACUCCCUUAGACAGACACCGCCUGGAUCCAAGUGCAUCUGUGAGGGCCUGGGCUGUUCUCCCACUAAGGCAGACAAGCUGGACAUGAUGGGCUUCCUCCAGAGAUUGAAGGAGUCUCUGCGUCAUUCUUUGAACACAGAUUCGUUGGAAUAAAAGCCGCAUGGGAAAUCUCCUGAAAACUCCUGAAAAUCUGAGGAUUCCUGUGGUCUUCCAUCCAAUGAAGAAUAUUCGUGAUAUUAUUUGUGAUAAAUGGCUCACAUGUGACUGCAGAACCACUACAAGCUGCAAGAUAUGCAAUAAAGAAAAAUGUAAUAAUCCUAGGACCUAAAACAAAAAGCAGUAGCAACAGCACAGGGUAUGCUGUUUGUUCAUUAUUUAAAAUUCCUAUUUACAAGGUGAAAUAUAUCAAUAUAAAUGUAGUUAUUUUUUUAAAGGAUGUAUUUAAUGAAUAUGUUAUUACACACGAGGCCUCUGCUUAGUGAAUGCACAAUGCUUCAUCUGAAUAAUAGCACUACACUCGACCUAAGAACCGUGAAACAUGUUGGUGUUGGUGUUGUGUUCAAGUGCUCCGGGAGUCUUUGUUUCAUUGUCU
Molecule: messenger RNA, 5001 nt
Organism: Etheostoma spectabile (orangethroat darter)
Lineage: Eukaryota; Metazoa; Chordata; Actinopteri; Perciformes; Percidae
Gene: itprid1
Product: ITPR interacting domain containing 1
Exons: 17
Coding region: 264-4562 (1432 amino acids)
Molecular function (GO): signaling receptor binding
Source: RefSeq, a predicted model, not a curated record